This is a messenger RNA of Rhizopus microsporus ATCC 52813, 3552 nucleotides long. RefSeq names its product cytochrome P450. The transcript is spliced from 6 exons. Gene Ontology annotation, cellular component: cytosol. Gene Ontology annotation, molecular function: FMN binding; iron ion binding; flavin adenine dinucleotide binding. Lineage: Eukaryota; Fungi; Mucoromycota; Mucoromycetes; Mucorales; Rhizopodaceae. The coding region runs from base 1 to 3552 and encodes 1183 amino acids. The record is from RefSeq and is a predicted model, not a curated record.
AUGACAGAAAUAACAGUAAGAGCAGUAAUUUUACAUAACAAAGCGGAUAAGGAUGGAGAAAUUAUCGAAUAUACAGAGGAUACAAGUAUGCCCAUCUUUCGUUCUUUCAUUGCAAAAAAGCUUGGUCUAUUCGUUCCAUUAAAUGAAAUCCUCAUAUACGAUCUUAAACAGAAGGAGUUAAAUGACAUGGAAAAUAUCAGACAACAAGAAAUCAUUUACAUAUCCGUACUUGGUGGCAUUAAAGACAAAAUCCCUGGUCCAAGAAAACUCCCUUUUAUAGGAAACAUUUAUGAUCUUUUACCAAACCUUAUCGAAGGCUUAAAGGUUCUCUUUGACAAUUAUGGGCCCCUCAUUGAUAUUUCUUUGUUUGAGACUCGAAUGAUUUCCACAAAUGAUCCAGUGAUUGCAGAAGCAUUUGCCAAAGAAUCCGAAUUUAUCACCAAGAUUAUCUCAGGAGGCUUACAAGAGAUCAAAGAAUUUGCUGGAAGUGGCCUAUUUACUUCCAAUACAUCUGACCCUGACUGGCAGUUGGCUCACAAACUUUUAAUGCCUGCAUUCAGUCCUCGUGCAAUUAAAGCUUAUCAACGCGAAAUGGCUGUGAUAGCACAACAGACGAUCAAGGUGUUCGAAUCAUUCUCUCCAGAAGAGCCUGUAGAGAUCUUAAAGUGGACUACAAACCUGACAUUUGAAACAAUUGGUAAAGUUGGCUUUGGUUAUGAUUUCCAUCUACUCGACAGUCGAGACACACCACAACAUCCAUUCAUCAUUGCCAUGAACUACUGCUUAAAACAAGCUUUUACGCGCUUCAAACAGCCUCGCUUUAUAAAAAGUCUUCCUUUGGAAAUGAACUAUCGCUUUGAUCGAGAGCUUAAGCUGAUGCACAGAAUUGUUGAUGAGGUUGUUCUAGAAAGAAAAAAUAGCCCAGAUGCCAAAAACUCGGAAAAGGAUCUGCUAGGUUUUAUGCUGAACGCUCGUGAUGAACACAACUUGGGCUUAAGUGAUGAAAAUAUUAGAGACCAGAUCGUUACGUUCUUGAUCGCUGGCCAUGAAACAACAUCUGCUACACUUGCCUUCACGCUCUACGAGUUUGCAAGAAAUCCUAGUAUUCAACAAAAGGUUCUGCAAGAAAUCGCUGAUGCUGGUAUCACGCAUGAUAAGAUUCCGUCUUCAGAACAAAUCAACAAGCUUCGCUAUCUUCGACAGUGCAUGAAGGAAACGCUGAGACUAUACACGCCAGUACAGGUCAUCAACAAAACCUGUGUCAAAGACUGCGUCGUCUCUGGGGGUUAUCUUAUCAAAGGAGGAACGACUGUGAAUGUGACUUCUCAGGCAAUGCAUUGGAAUCCAAAGGUAUACCCAGAGCCCUACAAGUAUGAUCCUGAUCGAUGGUCUCCAGAAGAAGAACAGAAGCGAUCUCGUUUUGCUUGGUUACCUUUCAGCAAUGGUCCUCGUGCUUGUAUAGGUAUGGCUUUUGCCAUUCAAGAAUUUUUAACUGUGCUUUCUAUGCUACUUUCUCGAUUUGAAUUUAAAUACGACGGACCACCUAUUCAGAGAGAUUCAGCUAGUCCUACAGCGCGCCCUCUUAACUUUUUUGUCCAUAUUCAUCCUAGAACCAAUAUGCCAAAGCCUUCUAACGCUAAUGAGAGCGGAGAGACUAUACCAACUCAAAGGACAGCAGAGCCUGUCAUUGAUAUGACUCGUCCUAUGUCGGCAAACAUUAGACCAUUACCCCCUAUCACCUUUCUCUAUGGCACCCAAACUGCUACAUCUCAAGAUUACGCAGAUCAAUUGGCAAAGCAGGCAGCAAAUUUUGGAUUUUCCGAUAUAACUGUGAGUACUAUGGAUAAAUGGAAGGUGCUAAAGGAAGGAAAAUAUAAUGGAUCAAAGGAUAAACACUCCGAUGGGGAGCUCUUGGUUGUUUGUACAGCUACUUACAAUGGAUUGCCUCCAGAUUCUGCUGAACAAUUUGAUUUGUUCCUUAACACUGCCUCUGAAAGAAAUAACAAGACAGUCUUGGAAGGACUUCUCUAUACUGUGUUUGGCUGUGGAAAUAAACAGUGGCGAACGUAUCAACAGUUUCCUAUAAAAAUUGACAAGACUCUUGAAGAACUUGGCGCAGAGAGAUUCUUCCCUGCCGGUCAAGGCGAUGCUGAUAAAGACAUUGAUUCUGAUUUCCAAGAUUGGGCAAAACACUUCUGGAUGCACACUUUACAAUACUAUAGUAUCAAGCCCAAUCCUGAGAGCCAUAUGGUUCCUUUUACUUCAAUGCAAGGCCAAUCAGAUAUCCAUGUAGAAAUUAAAUAUGUUGAGGAUGUCCCUGAAAGUCAAAGCAGGCCUGUAUCCGCAAAUGCAACCAUUCUGACCCGACGCGAGCUACAGUCAUCGGAUGCAGGCAGAAGCACUUGUCAUAUUGAAAUUGACGUAUCCAAGCUUCCUCCCGUGGAUUCUGAAGCACUGUACAGACCUGGUGAUCAUUUAGAAAUACUACCUGCAAAUAGUCCAUCACUCGUCUCUCGUAUUGCAGAAAGCUUUGGCUUCGACUUGGAUGCCGUGUUUGAAAUUGUACCAGAGUCUCUCAAGGGUGUUUCUCCUCGCUCGCUAGCAGCAGAAAUCCGUGGCCGAUCUUCUGUCAGGGACGCGCUGACCUACUACGCAGACUUGCUCUCGCCUCCCUCUCGCAGUUUGCUCUUUGUGUUUGAACAAGCGCUGCGCCAAGUAGAUCCUGACUCUGGUUCUCAAUUUUACAAACUAGCUAUACUUGGAGACGACAACCGUGAUCAAUAUGGAGAGUUCAUCGCAACAUGUCGCACAAUAGCUGACCUAGGCGACCAAUUCCCUCAAGUUAAAAAGCUCGAUUUUGCCUCUUUCUUGGGCACUGUGCAUGUAAUGCAAACACGUCGAUACUCCAUCUCCUCCUCAUCGCGUGUCCAUGGUUAUAACGCGACAAUCACAGUAGGUGUAGUGGAUGAUGUUGUGAACGAUAAACACUAUCCUGGCCUGGCCUCAUCAUACCUCUCUCAAGCUCCUACAGGAUCUUCCAUUUCUGCUUCGUUUAGAUCCUCAAGCGGUAUCUUUAGCUUACCUGAUGAUCCACGUAUACCUCUUAUUUUGGUUGCAGCAGGAACAGGCAUUGCUCCAUUCAUGGGCUUCUUACAAGAACGAUCGCUUCAACCUAACGCUGCUCCUUCUACCCUCUUCUUUGGAUGCCGACACCCUGAACAUGAUCAUAUCUACAAAAAGGAACUGGACGAAUUCUUACACAAGGGUGUCCUUUCAGAUGUGCAUGUUGCCUUUUCUAGACUCAACCCAGAAUCUAGCGUAAAAUACGUACAGCAUGAAAUUCUCCAACACGAUGCUGCCCUUUGGGAACUGCUCCAGAACGGUCCAUCCAAAUUAGGUGCCCAUGUUUAUGUGUGUGGUGCUGGCGCAAUGAGUAAAGAGGUUCGAAAGGCAUUCGGUGCCAUUGCUGUCAAGUUUGGCGAAAAGGACGCUGAUGGAUUCAUAGACAGAUUGAUCGAAGAGAAGAGAUACAAAGAAGAUGUAUGGGGUUAA